Messenger RNA from Bufo gargarizans (Asiatic toad), 4564 nucleotides. It is a transcript of the gene PMS1, whose product is annotated as PMS1 homolog 1, mismatch repair system component. The coding region runs from base 115 to 3000 and encodes 961 amino acids. NCBI's taxonomy places the organism in Eukaryota, Metazoa, Chordata, Amphibia, Anura, Bufonidae. The transcript has 14 exons. Gene Ontology annotation, cellular component: MutLalpha complex. Gene Ontology annotation, molecular function: mismatched DNA binding; ATP binding; ATP hydrolysis activity. The record is from RefSeq and is a predicted model, not a curated record. Gene Ontology annotation, biological process: mismatch repair.
UCCCCGUGACGUCACAGGGGCGGGUCUUCCGCCCAGAGGACAGGACAGUAAGUGGACGGAUGAGAGCCUGGCAAGGUGCUCGGUGAAGACGUUGCUGCAGUUCUUCUGAUCAGGAUGCACCAGUUGUCUUCGUCCACUGUCCAUCUUCUGUCUAGCGCCCAAGUGAUAACAGCAGUGGUCAGUGUAGUAAAAGAACUUGUAGAGAAUGCGUUAGAUGCAUGUGCUACCAAUAUAGAAGUGAAACUGGAAAAUUUCGGCUUUGAUAAAAUUGAGGUCCGAGAUAAUGGGAUUGGCAUUAAAGCAGCAGACACACCUGUUAUGGGCAUCAAGCAUUAUACAUCUAAAAUAUCCAGCCAUGAAGAUUUAGAAUCAUUACAAACAUAUGGCUUUCGCGGUGAAGCUUUGUGCUCAAUCUGCUCCGUUGCCGAGGUACACAUUUCGACAAAGACAGACACUGACCCGGUUAGCACUCAGUAUCUUUUGGAUAGCAAUGGACAUGUUUUGUCAGAGAAGCCAUCACACCUUGGACAAGGCACUACAGUCUCUGUAAUGAAAUUGUUCAAAAAUCUGCCUGUUCGAAAGCAGUAUUAUUCCACUGCAAAAAAUUUUAAGGAAGAGCUCAAGAAGAUUCAAGAUCUACUUAUUUCAUACGGACUUAUUAAGCCAGAUGUUAGGAUUGUACUUGUACAUAAUAAGGUGAUUGUCUGGCAAAAAAAUAAGGUCUCCAACCAUAAAAUGGCUCUUAUUUCAGUUUUGGGAACUACAGUCAUGAAUGCUAUGACCCCCUUUCAGCAUCAGUGUGAAAAUCCAGAGAUAUUUAUUAACGGAUACCUUCCAAGGCCAGGGGCAGACCAAACACUAACUAGUGUCCAUGGCCCAGAAAAGAGUUUUAUCUUCAUAAACCAGCGCCCUGUCCUUCACAAAGACAUAUUAAAGAUUACCUGGGUGUUCCCCCGGUUUGCACAUCUUUCAUUGGCGUUCUUUGUGGGAGGUUCCGGAAUGGGAGGGAGACUUAUUGAGAUUCACAGAGGUAUUUAUACCGGCUUACUACUAGGAUUAACCAUACGCCCCCUGAAGAAACAAGGCGAAACACGCGUCGGGCAAGGAGCCAUCACGCUAUCCUCUCUGAUAGUUCGUCUGUAUUAUAAUGAAAGAAAGAAUUUUUCCCACUGCUAUCCAGUUUUCUUCAUGAAUAUUCUUGUCCCAGCUUCAUCUGUGGAUGUAAAUGUAACACCAGAUAAAACCCAAGUGUUGCUACAUAAUAAGGAAUUUGUCCUUCAAGCUGUGGAGAAUGUAUUGAAAUCUGUGUACACGGACACAGUAACUGUGUCAGUUUGCAAACCUGAAGCACAGUCCAAAAAUAUUAACACCAAGUACAUUGAAUAUCCAAGUACAGAGGAGCAAAAAAAAAACUAUUGUGGAAAUGAGGAUAGAGGAGAGCAAACUGUGUCUUUGUCUCCUGAAAAUAAUAAAAAUAAUGAUAGUGAGAGAGAGCUACAGUCUCAUGUGUAUUUAAAACAUCAGUCAUCCAGCCAUGAUCAGUCACUUAAUGUUGACUUUGCUGGCAAAGAAUGUCCUGAAGCAUAUAUAAUUAGUUCUUCAUCAAACCAAGGAAACCAGAGUGAUUAUACUUUAAGAAGAAACCAGAAAGUUAGUCUUGAAAUAAAGGUACUGAAAAAUAUAGCACCCAGUGAUAAGCAUACUGUAACUGAUGAUGAUUGGAGCAGAGGGCAUUCUUUAAGAAAUGCCACUGGAGAAGAUUUACAACCAGUAAUGAUUUUGAGUCCUUCAAAUGUAAGCCAUGUUGUUGAAAAUGUAUAUGAAAAUAUGGAUAAGACGUGUAAUGAAAAUACAAACCAGAAAUCAGCAAAUAUAACUGAGAAAUUUGGUUUCAUUACUGCGUAUGAUCUCAUGAACAAUCAAGUGAUCAGGAAACCCAUGUCAGCAAUAAAAAUAUUUACUCAGGAAUACAGGGCUAAGUUCCUUAAAGACAGUCCAGUGGUUCAUUUUGAUGAAAUACCUUCAGUUAUUUCGAAGCUUUGGGAACACCUCAGUGAAGAAGAUAAACUCAGAUAUGAAGAAAAAGCAACUAAGGACUUGCAGAGGUACAACUCGCAGACUGCAAAAGCUGUUGGGGAAACAAAAGAAACAGGGGAAAAAAAUAAAUUGACCCUGAACAAAAUCCCUCAAAAAAUUAAACUGAAAACCGCAAUGUCCAAUCAGCAAAUUUUGAAUAAGUUGUUUCAUUCUCAAGUUCAGAAGAAAGCUGUGGUACUCACUGUCAAAACAAUCAAAAUAGAUUUUAGCUUGUGCAAUCUAAAGAAACAACUUUGCAACCUUGGAAGAAGAGAAAUGCUUGAUUUUGGGGAACUUACCGUAAUAAGUAAACUGAAUCUACCCGGUGCUUGGAUUGUAGCAUCAAAGAACGAUAUUGCUUUACUGAACCCAUAUAGAGUAGAAGAAGCUUUAUUGUAUAAACGCCUUCUGAAAGACCAUAAAAUUCCAGUGGAUAAGUUGGACUUGCCUAUUAUAUUAAAUGACAGAUUGGUUGGUGGACCCGAGUAUUUCACAGCUCUGCUAAGUAUGCAAAAGGAUAGUCCAAGACCAAAUGGACAUAUUUACUUCUCAGAUGUCAGACUCACAUAUAAUGGAUUUCAGAUAAAAAUGAUGCCAGGCUCAUCAAAUUUUACUGACCAUGUUGAGAUUGAAGCUAUAACUAAACAUUUGCCCUUUUUUGGAAUAACUGAUCUCAAAGAAGUUUUAAGCUCUGUGAUUAAAGGAAAUAAAAACUUGUGGGAGUGUAGGCCCUUGAAAGUUCUGAAUUAUUUAGAGGGAGAAGCUGUAAGAUUAGCUCGACAAUUGCCCUUAAACCUAUCAAAACUUGAUGUCAUUGACACAUUGCAUCGUAUGGAAAAACAGCUCUGUGGUAACCAGAAAGAAUGUAUCCAUGGUCGACCGUUUUUCUACCAACUUUCAGACAUUCCUGAAUCAGAUGACUAACUGUUUAUGUAACUUUAUUUUAUGAAUUCAUUAUUCCAAUUAUAUAGCACUAAGAGGCACAUGGAUAUGAACAUGAUUUAAAAGUUUUCAUGUGUGUAGUUUGGAUGCAAACUAUGCUUUAGCACAACCCAGUUGUAAACUCUAAUUUUAUUUAAUGAAACCAGAUGAAACAAUAACAUUGAACAGUCAUCAUAUAACAGACUCGUGUCAAACUGUGUUGCACAUUAAACCUCAGUUUUUUUUAGUUAUCUUUCCGUUCUAUAGAAUUAUCUUCUUAGGCUCCAUUCAGACGUCCGCAAAUGGGUCCGCAUCCGUUCCGCAAUAUCGGGAACGCAUGCGGACCCAUUCAUUCUCAAUGGGGCAGAACGGGAUGCGUAGAGCACACUAUGUAAUCUCCACAUCCGCCCCGAACUUCCGGUCUGCGGCUAUGCAAAAAAAAAGAACAUUUCCUAUUCUUGUCCGCAAUUGCGGACAAGAAUAGGCAGUUCUAUGGGGGGUGCCGGCCAGGUGUAUUGCGGAUCCACAAUACACCACGGACGUGUGAAUGGACCCUUACGCAAUACACCACGGACAUGUAAAUGGACCCUUACAUGAUUGUAGCUGGUUUUAUUAAAUAUUUUUUCUGAGCCUGGGUUUCCAUGUUCAAAGCUAGGAGUGGAUUAAAAAAGAGAAAACCCAGUCCUUCCUUUAUACCUACCCGCUUCUAUGAUCCUUUCUUGAGUUUGGCCUAAAAAAUACUGCAUAAAAUGUAUGAAAACCCGCCCAAACAGUACACCAGAUAUGUUCUGAGUUUAAUAUUGAAUUAUAUAGUUUUAUAAUUAUAUGCAGUAGUGAUGUUUUCAAAAAAGAUGUAUUUUACAUUUACUUAGCCUUCCCAUAAAAGUCAUUAUUCUCUGGUCUGUUAUAUAGGGUAGAUGAUAUAAGCUGUAGUGAGGAUUAUCCACUCCUUUCUGGUACUCAGCUGCAUCAUCUAGCAACUGAGAGUCUCUACUGUGUGGACAGAAAGUCAGUUUCCGUAUUCAUUCCUAAGAGAAUUACAUUGGGGUUCUUAUGGGAGUGAAUCAAGAAAGUAACUUCCUGUCCACACAGUAGAUGCUUUGUCAGAUGGGAAGUCAGAGUGUUUGUCACAUGACAAAGCUGUGGACCAGAAGGUAGGGGACACUUUCAAAUUCAACUGUAUUGCCUUCAUUAAGAAGUUUACCUACACUGCAAUUUGCGUCAUGUACAUUUCUUUUACAGGCCUGAGAAUAAAAUUUUUGGGGGAAUUGGUUUGUUAACACAGCAGAAUAAUUAGUAGAGGAUUAAUCUGAUGCAGUCAGCCUCAAAAUUGAGACUGUAUGGCAUUUCAUCCAACUACACAUUAUAUAUUUAGCACUGGGACUGACCCACUGUAGUUAAUUUGAAUGAAGGAACUACUAGUAAGCUUAUUUUCCAUACCUAUACAAUUAGGAAGACUGUCCUUUCUGUAAGUUAAUUCUGAAGUAAUUCAUUUAAAAUAUGCUUUGUUAUUUCUCUUCCAUUUUUGUAACAUUGUACUGUUUCAUUGCCUUUUUAAACCUUAAUA